CCUGUCGUCCCCUCCUGUCUGGCUCUCUCGAGGUGACCCCCUUUUUUUUCUGCCCAUCAUGGUGAACGUCACGCUCACGCCCGAGGGCAACAUUUCGACGCUGUGGAAGGAUGAAACCUACCAAUACAACCUCGGUGACAUGGCAUGGAUCAUCGUGGCCACGGGCCUCGUCUUCAUCAUGAUUCCCGGUCUCGCCUUCUUCUACGCCGGUCUGGGCCGGGCAAAGAGCGCGACGUCGAUGCUCUGGAUGGGCUGCGUCGUCAUGUCCAUUGCCAUGUUCACCUGGUCGUUCUGGGGCUUCUCCCUCGCCUUUUCCAAGCGAGGCUCGCCCUACAUUCGCAACCUGGACAACUUUGGCCUGAUGGGUGUCGACAUGCAGCCCUCGACGGGCUCCCCAUACAUUCCCCAGCUCCUCUACUACAUCUACCAGAUGAUGUUCGCAGCCAUCACGCCCGUCAUUGCCAGCGGUGCCUUCAUCGACCGCGCGCGCCUGGCCCCCGUCAUGAUCUGGACGUUCUGCUGGUCGACGAUCGUGUAUGCGCCCAUCGCCUGCUGGACGUGGAACCUGGGCGACGGCGGCGACAUCAAGGGAGGCUGGGCUGCCACUAUGGGCGGUCUCGACUUUGCUGGUGGCACGCCCGUGCACAUCUCGUCGGGAACGGCCGCCCUCGCCAUCUCCAUCUUCCUCGGCCGCAGGAAGGGUUACGGCACCGAGGUGCUUGCCUACCGGCCUCACAAUGUCUCCUACAUUGUCAUUGGAACGAUGCUGCUCUGGUUCGGAUGGUUCGGCUUCAACGGUGGUUCUGCUCUCGGCGCCAACCUCCGUGCUGUCAUGGCCAUGACGGUGACCAACAACGCUGCUGCCGUCGGAGGCCUGACGUGGAUGUUCUGGGACUGGCGUCUUGAGCGCAAGUGGUCCGCUGUCGGAUUCUGCUCCGGUGCCAUUGCUGGUCUUGUUGCCAUUACGCCCGGAAGUGGUUACGUCGCCUGGCCGGCAUCGAUUGUCUUUGGUGUCGUUGCCGGCACCGUGUGCAACUGGGGCACUGGACUCAAGAACAUCAUCGGCGUCGAUGACUCGCUCGAUGUCUUCGCUGCCCACGGUCUCGGAGGCAUUGCCGGCAACAUCCUCACGGCCUUCUUUGCCGACAACCGAGUGGCCUCGUUCGACGGCUCCACUCCCAUCGCCGGUGGCUGGAUCAACCACAACUACAUCCAGCUCGGCUACCAGCUCGCAGACUCUGUCUCGGGCUUCGCCUACUCUUUCGUCGUGACAAUGAUCCUGCUCUUCCUCAUCGACCGCAUCCCAGGCUGCCACUUCCGUGCCUCGGACGAGGACGAGGUUCUGGGCAUUGACCUUGCGCAGGUGGGAGAGCAGUGCGUCGUUUACCCCGACCACUUCCUCGACAACUCCGACAACGGUGGAAGCCCUGCAAUGGUCGAGCAGUCCAAGGAGGGUUCCUCGCCGUCCCACAGCCACCACGGUCACAGCAAGGCAGAGGUGUCGGCGGUCUAA
Molecule: messenger RNA, 1513 nt
Organism: Acaromyces ingoldii
Lineage: Eukaryota; Fungi; Basidiomycota; Exobasidiomycetes; Exobasidiales; Cryptobasidiaceae
Product: ammonium transporter
Exons: 4
Coding region: 59-1513 (484 amino acids)
Biological process (GO): ammonium transmembrane transport
Cellular component (GO): plasma membrane
Molecular function (GO): ammonium channel activity
Source: RefSeq, a predicted model, not a curated record